Molecule: messenger RNA, 426 nt
Organism: Ramularia collo-cygni
Lineage: Eukaryota; Fungi; Ascomycota; Dothideomycetes; Mycosphaerellales; Mycosphaerellaceae
Exons: 1
Coding region: 1-426 (141 amino acids)
Source: RefSeq, a predicted model, not a curated record
AUGUCUUCUUAUCAGCCACGAAUUACCCGCGAUAUUCCUCAUGAAGACGGGAAUCUAGUGAACGAGACAGCAGACCCAAUUCCUCCUCCUCCUCACUACGAGACCGAUGGACUCCGACGAUUUCACUCCAUCGGCGUCGACCUCUACGCCGUCGACUGGCUGAUCUACAAACCAGCCACGUCCGCCAAUACACCCACAAUCCCCGAGAUUCAAUUGAAGGGCAUCUUCGGAACGCUUGCCAAAGCUCGACGAGCCGCAGGCUUCGGAUCCCUGAACCUACGCGUCCUGCGAGAGGAUAGGCUGAGUUCUGCAGACUUCGAGGCUCUCGAUACGAGGAGGCGGGAGCUACAGGGUGAUAAUUGGGAUGAGCAAUCUGGAGUUGUGAUUCCUGUUAUCAGAAGGAGUCAAUACUAUCUGGAAGCUUGA